Molecule: messenger RNA, 688 nt
Organism: Phytophthora infestans T30-4
Lineage: Eukaryota; Oomycota; Peronosporomycetes; Peronosporales; Peronosporaceae
Exons: 2
Coding region: 1-606 (201 amino acids)
Source: RefSeq, a predicted model, not a curated record
AUGACGUUGAACGAAGUGCACGAAGGUGCUCCCUGCCAGGCUUCCGAUGCCGAAAAGGCGAUGGUCAAAGAGGAAUUGGGCUAUGUACCCAAUAAUCUCGUUAAGGUUAGCGCCUUCGUAGAUACCAAGGGCUGCACGUCGCGCACUUGCGAGUCCGAGGGCCACCGCCCUGCCGCUUUGCUGCUCUAUCCGUUGCGCAAUGCUGAGGACGCAUACAAGAAGAAACAGCGGGCCAAAGUGGAGCCCUUCCCGACCAUCUACUGGCUGGCCUCCGCUGAGCUGAAGGCCAGAGUAUCCACGCUAGAGGACCAGCAGUUUGUGCUUUCACUGCAGCAUCGACUGGACACGGACCAAGCUGCUAAAGAGAGAAUGGCCCAGAGUCACCGCGAAUACGCAGAGCAGCGCUGGAAUAUGAUGACUCCACACGAUCUAGAGCUUGUCAAGGGCCGACGCUGGGAGUUCGUCCUGCGUGACGUGGGCAUCGCUGGUAUCCGCGACUUCACCAACGUCAAGUGUCUACACACGCACUACGCACACUACCUGGCCACAGGCAACAACCAAAUCGGAGAGUGGGUACAGGAGCUCCUGGACACCCCAGCGACUUGAGCGGACAGAAGUGCUCUCGUCCCGCCAAUGGAUCGCGUAGCCGCUUUUUAAUGAAAGAAAAAUAAUCAUUCGAAGCUACUUU